AGCUAGUAACCACUGCCAACGUUUAACUUUAGUUGUUUGUUUAUUGUAUUUUAAAUCAUGUCAUUUUCAGAUUUGUACGCAAAAUAUAAUUGUACAUAUUGUCAAGAAGAAAUUAAUGGAGUUCGAGUAAGAUGUGCGGAAUGUAUCGACUUUGAUAUUUGUUUGCAGUGUUUCUCCCUGGGUGCUGAAAUUGGAUCACAUAAAAAUGACCAUUCUUAUCAAUAUAUGGACUCUGGAGCAUUUGGAAUAUUUUUGGGCCGUAGCAGUUGGUCGGCAAAUGAAGAGGUUCGAUUACUGGAUGCUAUAGAACAAUUUGGCUUUGGAAACUGGGAAGAUAUAGCAAAACACAUUGAAACACGAACACCUGAAGAGGCAAAAGACGAGUACAUCACCAGAUAUUUGGAAGGUAGCAUUGGGCGAGCAACAUGGGGAAAUCUGGAGAGUACGAGCCGCCCAACUUUAAACUCAGCAGAUAAAGACGAGGGACCCCUGGGCCCCAGUGCUGUAUCCAGAUUACCACAUCUAGCUGUUACCACAGAUGAAGCUGCCCAACUUGGAUAUAUGCCGAAUAGGGAUGACUUUGAACGGGAACAUGAUCAUGAAGCAGAACAGUUAAUAUCAACACUAUCUCUAAACCCUGAAGACGAUGAGUUGGAUGUUGCACUCAAACUAUCACAAGUGGAUAUCUACACACGCAGGCUUCGCGAAAGAACAAGGAGAAAGAGAUUAGUAAGAGACUACCAACUUGUGUCCGUGUUUUUCAAUAACCAGAGAAAUAAACAAAAAACACUUGGAAAACUUGCCAAAGAGAAGAAGGAGUUCACGGAGCGCCUGCGCUGGACGGCGCAGUUCUACGGGCGCGGCGAGCAGCUCGGCGUCGUGGCGGGGCUGUGGCGCGAGAGAGAGCUGCGCGUGAGGCUGGCGGAGCUGCACCGGUACCGCCUGGCCGGCGUCACGCGCCCCGAGGAGUGCGCGCACUACGAGCAGCACGCGGCGCGCCGCCGCCACCCCGCCGCGCCGCAGGACCUGCCCGACCGCCUCCUGGGCAGCAGUGGGUGUCUGGAAAUCAGCCAGACAAAAGAGCAAACGCAGAACAGCAUGCAGCCGCUAAGAAAAAGAGACGGCGAAAGCGGCUCAAGUUCCACCAGCCCAAGGUGCACACGGGACGGAAGUACCGCAUGUGGAUGCUCCAAAAAGAGCUUAUGCAGCAACAGCAGCGGCGGAUGCUCGAGGCAUCUGCUGACCAAUAACGAGAUACAGCUGUGUUCGGCUCUGAGCCUGCCGGCGGCGCAGUACGUGACGAUGAAGGGCGUGCUGCUGCGGCGCGCGGCGGCGCCCGACUGCGAGCUGGACCUGGCCGUGCGACAGUACCUGGCGGCCGCCGGCUGGGUGCCCAACUAGACACGCGGCCUGUCUCACGCCGAGCGGCGACCUCUACACCCGAACUGCAGCCGAACAAUGCCGACAACAGCCGAAUGCUGCACAGCGAAACACAAUCUACAAGUACGCCGUACGCGCUGUCAAAUCAGUUUGUUUUUUUUACACGAGUUGACUUACGUGUAUUUAUAAGGUAUGAACGUAAUUAAAAUGUUUAAAUGAAUGCUUCUUGGUUAACUGCGGUUUUGAUGUAAGCUAUAAAUAUUUAACGUAAUUCGGGUUUCGUCAAUGUCAUGUGAUGCACUGAUUGUAGAUCGCUAGCUUUGUAUUUAUUGUAGUCUUUUAACGUAGGGAUGUCACGGUAAACUUGGUAUUAAAUUAUUGGUUGGGUGUAAAUAAGAGUUAUUGUCACCUUGUAAAACAACAUAAAGUUUUGACAGCGCGUACACAGCGGUAUGUAUUCACUGCGGUAUACGGUUCAUAUUGGUAAUUGGUUAUCCGACGGUUGUGAAACAGGUCUUUCCCUAGGAUAUAUUGAUAUAUUGUUUCUAUCUUACAAAAUAUAAGUACUUGUUAACAGUUUCAUAGAAGAAUCUUAGUAAAGACGCAAAUGUUCCAAGUUAUGCAAGUCUUUAGGUGCUUGUUACGUUUCCUUAGAACAGUGAUCCUUCUUUAGUUAGAUAAAUUGACAGCCUGUCAAUGUACGAUUUUACACGAAGAUAACCUCAUGUUGUAAAACUGCUCUCAUAGAGCAUUGUAAAUAUUGUAUGUCAGUGUAUAUACGGUUUUAUUUUAUUUCUCGGCUGUGCUUGACUUAGAGAGACGGGAAGCUUAUCAAGGGACAUUGUUUGCGAAUUCGAGGUAUCACCCUGUUGGUUAGCGGAGUUCAUGUAGUUGUGUGGAAGCAGGGCGGAUUAUCUGAUAAAUCUAACAAACACCACUUAUCUGUGUUUGUUCUUGUCCCGCGGUUAUUCACCUCGCGAAACUUGUUAUGAAAUGCAAUCUAAUCAGAACUAUUAUGCGCUCAUUUCUACCUACAUCAGUUAGUACAUGUCAAGAGACAAUUCUCUUCACAAUUACUAAAAUUUGAGCUAUUGUAAACAACAUUUUUACAUAAUGGGUCGAAUUCGUAGAUAUUGUAUAGGGUUAGAAUUUCAUUAAUCUCUGAAAAUAUUUUGUAAUCAAACGUAAACAUGCACAGUCGGGUAUCGUUUUCAAAAAUGUAAUUUUAGAUGCCAGGUAUUACAGCAAUAAAAAGCAUCUAGCUAUUUUGAUAGCCAAAAUUAUAUUGUAUAGGCUUAGUUAAUGGAGUAACGUACAAAUUAUGCUGGAAGUAUAUGAGGCAAUCUCUAGAAAUUUUGAUUUUUAAAGAUGUAAAUUAGGCAAAGAUUUCGUGUUUAGUAGGUAUGUUACAUGCUGUUCGUAUCGUCAAACUUUACAUUACGUAAAGUAACUAAUUGUCUCAUAUGAAUAAAUUCGGUUUUAAACUUGACAACCAGGUUUCAUAUCUAUAAAAUGCGCAAUCUUUGAUGUAGUAAAAUAGAUGGCGGUACCAUCGCAGAAUGUAUACGCGUUUUAGUUUACGUUGCGCUCGCAACUGUUUUGAUGUUUGUAUGGACCCGAGGGCUCCAUAUUGUUAGCUAAUUUCUAGUGUACUAGCUAAAUGACUAAACGAUACAAUUUAGAAUACUUAUAACACUUACCUCUGCGUUCUGAAAGGCCAGUUUACUGAAAAUAUAUUAAUCGUCGGUAAAUAUUAAAUUGCUGUGAUUGAUUAGACUUUUGUCAAUUAAGCAAAUUAAUUGUUACCUAUUCAAUUGGAUAAGCUACUGAUGAGCCUUUCAGAAACUUAGGUUAGUAUUCCGUUACGGUACAGAUGUGAAAUAAACUGAGGUUUUACCUCGUUGCUCUGAACCAAAGUAGUGAUAGGGUUGAAAUUGCGACAGCAUAAAAAGAACACUUUUCAAAUUAGGGCCAAGACACGCAAAUUACUAUAUCAUCAUAUUUAGACCAUCAUCAUAAUUAUGUUAUUACUAUAAUCCUAUUUUCUCUCAUGAUUUUCUUAAUAUUGUUUGUUUGUUUUGACUCCCAAGAAGUGUGCGUCGAAUUGUUACAUACUUUCUUAAGAUUGAUCAGAGAUCAAUCUUCAAUCAUUCAAUGUUUCGAUUCAAGACAGGAUCUCGUGAACACCAUUAACAUCACAAAUUGUAUGUUUACAAAUGUCGUUUGAACCAAGGUGCUAAUAUUUGAAUAUUUGUGCAGCACCUUUCUUAGCGCACUUACAAAUUCUUGAAAAGUGUUAUUUAUAAGUUUGUAUCGUAAUAAUCAUACAUCGAAGUCCAAUGUUACUUAACUUUUAUUAUGUAACAGUGGCUGUGGUAGACUUUACUGAAAUUAUCUUAUGUCUUACUGUGCUAUAAGGUAAAAGAUUUUCCUCAUUAAUUACAGUAAUAUAAACAAAAUUUUAAUGGUAAGUAUUAUCGAUGCGACGAUUCUUUAUGCCGUAUGGCUCGACGGGUUAAUAAAGACGUGAAUUAAACAAAAAUGGAUGGAACGGUAUAAUUUGAUCUCUCUUAAUGUAAAUGUUUAUCUGCAUUUUAUUUUAUUAUUUAAAAUAGAGUUUAUUUAUUAACGGAACUAGGUUUCUCCGAAUGAUUCCAAAAAGUAAAGUAGUUUUAAAGAUAUCAAUUUUGAUUGGAUAUUCGUUGUUGGCGUUUGGAAGUCGGCUCACUUGCGACGUCAAUAUGUCAAGAAAUAAAGAAGCUGAAGUAUUUUAAUAAUUAAGUCUUAAGAAAUAUUGCAAUAACAAUAUCCAGAUUAGGUGAAUGCGAUUUGACCCUUAUGACAUGUUUUGGGUAGUUUUAGUAUAUUUAUGUGUGUGGGUAUGAGAAAUUGCAAGUAAGGUGUUGAUAUCAUAUUAUCUUCCCAUCGCCUUCUGUAGGACAUUAUUUUUAGCUGUUAUAUUUUAGGGUAUUUCUGUGCAUUCACUAUUUUGGCUCAAAUGUACAUAAGAUGUAAAAGUACAACUUGAUAUUGUAAUUAUAACUGAUUUAUAAUUUAAUUAAAUUCAAUAAAAUACAUUUUGAAA
Messenger RNA from Trichoplusia ni (cabbage looper), 4465 nucleotides. It is a transcript of the gene Ada2b, whose product is annotated as transcriptional adapter 2B. Gene Ontology annotation, cellular component: nucleus; SAGA-type complex. Bases 58 to 1401 code for a protein of 447 amino acids. Lineage: Eukaryota; Metazoa; Arthropoda; Insecta; Lepidoptera; Noctuidae. The transcript is spliced from 10 exons. Gene Ontology annotation, molecular function: chromatin binding; zinc ion binding; transcription coactivator activity. Gene Ontology annotation, biological process: regulation of transcription by RNA polymerase II; chromatin remodeling. The record is from RefSeq and is a predicted model, not a curated record.